AGAGAGAUUCCUCCGGACCACACCCUGCUUCCACAGUUCCAGGAAAAAAAACAACUUUUCACAGCUGCCCACUUCUGCCAGUGCUUCUCUGAAUAACAACAUCGAGAACAUAAAACAACCCCACACUAAAACUUGGAGUACAGCAUUAAAGACAGUUUAAGGCUUUGUGAGUGACAGCGGGAGGAUAUCGCUCUUCUUCUCUCUGGGACUGAGAGCCACCGACGAGGUUGACGUCUCGUAAUUUGGCAUCAUGUCACACUACCCACCAGGGUACGACGAAUCUCAUGGCUCACUGUAUGGACCUCAGGGUGGGAACUACCCACCACCCCCUCCAUAUGGAUUCCCAUCAUAUGGUGGUUCACAGCCAGGCUAUCCCUCUGCUCCAUACCCUUCUGGUCCAAAUGCCCCUCUGUACCCAGGCCAGCCAGCUGGCUACCCUCCAGGCCCUUAUCCAGGGCAGCCACAGCCUGCUGGACAUCCAGGAUCUCGCUACCCGAAUCCUCCUCCCAUGCCUCCUGUCGUUCCACCUACAAUACCAUCAGAUGUCCUGAGCUCUGGUGAUGAGUUUGCAGCAAGUGGCAGCGAUUGGGACAGUCUGAGCAUUCGGCAUACCUUCAUCAGAAAGGUGUAUUUGAUCUUGGCGUGUCAGCUCCUGGUCACCACAGCCAUUGUCGCCAUAUUCACGUUUGUCCAACCUGUCAAAUCUUUUGUAAGGAAGAACUCAGCUGUGUACUGGGCAUCAUACGCGGUGUAUUUCAUCACCCACAUCGUGCUGGUCUGCUGCAAGGGCCCCCGGAGGAAGUUCCCAUGGAACAUGAUUCUGCUCGGCCUCUUUACUCUGUCUUUGUCGUAUAUGACUGGAACCAUAUCCAGUUACUAUGACACAAAAGCAGUGUUUCUUGCACUGGGAAUCACAGCUGUCGUCUGCAUCGCCGUCACAGUGUUCUGCUUCCAGACGAAGGUCGACUUCACCAAGUGCCAGGGCCUUUUCUGUGUCCUCGGUAUCGUCGUGUUCGUGACUGGCAUCAUUACAGCCAUCGUGCUGUCCUUCAAAUACAUAUUUUGGCUUCACAUGCUUUAUGCGGCUAUAGGAGCCAUAGUUUUCACUCUGUUCCUGGCAUAUCACACUCAGCUACUGAUUGGAAACAGAAAGCACUCCAUUAGUCCAGAGGAGUACGUGUUCGCUGCACUCUCCAUCUACGUCGAUAUAAUCCAGAUCUUCCUUUUCCUGUUGCAAAUUAUUGGUGCUUCCACCAAAUAAAAAUCCAGCGGCGCAGUGUAGUGAAAUCAUUCCAUGCUUUUGAAAAGCUUUACUUUUCCAAUAGACAUUAAAAGAUUUUUAAGACCAUGGUGCUCUUCAGGGAAAAUGUCUAAGGGCUGAAUAUGAGAUUUUACAUUGUAGAUUAAACCUAAACUGCUGCUCAAAUGUUUGGGGUCACGCUGAUAUACCCUUUUCUUGAAAGGAAGAACUUUCAUCUAAUAACAAAUUAACUUGAUCAGAAAUGAUCUGAUCAAUUUAAUGACAGUUAUUUGUAAAUGUCCAAAUUAUGUGAGAUUAUGUAAAUUUAUGGUUUGGGAUUUUCAUAAGAAAACUGGAGUCAAUUUCAGCAUUUUCCCUCCUGUAUUGCUGAGGUGUAUUGUGUUACCUAAUGCAGGUUUAUCACGGGACCAGGCUUAUUGAUCCCUAGACAAAAAAACUUUCCAAACACAGCUGAAAGCUGAUAAAGGAGCGUUCUAGUAUAGUUAGAGUAUAAUCUAGUAUAAUCACACGAAAUGCUUCAAUCAGCUAAGUAAAUGAUUAGCUUCUUUAAUCUGUUCUCAGCUCUUGUUACAUGGUCAGUCUUUUUACAUGAAAAACUUGCAUUUAAGUAACAUGGUGUGCCAUGAAAGUGGGCUUCUGUGUUUAUGAUGUAAUUUCCCACCAUAUAUAUUGUAUUGGAGUUCCAUCUACUGUGUUAUCCAUGUGGAGGUGUUAAAGCAUGCUAGUCUGCAGUAAGCUAAUGUUUAAAUGUUCAGUUAACUGGAUGACUUUACAAUAAUAACAUUUAUUUUCUUGUUCUGUGAUCCAGCCAUGACCAGCUGAUCAGAGCUGUGGUAAAAAUUAAUGAUUUUUGUUAUUCGUUGAUUUUUUUUUUUCUUCAUCCCCUGAACAGAAAAGUCAAGGCGUGGACUGAACCAUUGUUUCAGAGAGCUGUACUAAGGAGACCUUUAAAAAAAAAAAAGUCAUGACUAAUUUAGGGCUGUUAAUGUUAACGCGGCUUUAUCCGUCAUCAUGAUUAAAGCAAUUUUAAAUUUUCAACACAAUUAAACCACCUGGAGCGCAGAAUGGACAAACUUUGUGCAAACUGCCCAAAUUGCCUUGAUGCAUGCAGGGAUUUUGAGUCAUUUUCGCUCCAAAUGGGUUAAUUGCAUUGAAAAUUUUGAUCGUGUUCAUCAUGACGACAGAUUAAUCCACGUUAAUGUUGACAGCCCAAGAAUAAUUCCAUUUAUCGUUGUUUGUAUAAUAUCUCUGAUCAUGCCUUGUUAAGUGUUUUUGUUUUUUUCCGGGGUUUUUUAUUUUUUUGCAAAGUAAGGAUACUUUAAAGUGAUGCCCCCCAAAAAUCUGAGCAUUAGUUUACAUCACCCAAAAAUGCACUUUGUAUGAAAUCUAUAUUUGUUUUUAUAUACUUUAACAGCUUAUCGGUGGUUAUGACGAAUACUAUUACCUAACUAUCUACAGACACUUGAAUCCCAUCUGCAACAUUUAUUCCAUAUUACUGGACUUAAUGCAGAAAGUGUCUGAUCUCUCUUCUGUGUAUGAACAUGUACAGCUACAAAUGAAUUCUCCCAUGUGUCUAAAUGCUACAAGAACAAGGCAAAUCCUAAAGUGUAACUUUCUGAGAUUAUGAAGUACAGUAGGGGUGGGCAUUGCCACAACAUUUGAUCUCAGUUACUCAAGUAUGAGCAGAGUCAGUAUUUUGGGACAUGUCCACCCCUGAAGCACAGCUCGGCGCCACUAAUGGCAGCCACGGCUCUGCUAUAUUACUUUAUUCAGAUAAAGUAAUAUAGGUCACUUUAUUUGAAUUGUAUUCCUUUAUAUCACUUCAGUGCCUUCACCGUGUCAAUGUCUGUUAUUUUAAUUUUUUUUUGACUUUACAGAAUACAGGGUUAUAAUAUGUUUUAUAGAGUUAUUAUAUGUGUGCCUGUAAAUAUAGUUGUGUUAGUCAGAUGUGGGUCAGACAGCGAGGGCCGGCAGGGCGGGAUUUUUCCACACAGGACAGCAUUAUCGGUGCCAUGUUGUUAAAGUACUGGAACAUUUCUGAACUCCAGUCUUUCAUUGUCCAAAUGUUUCUCCUGAGAUGAUCAGCGAAGACCAUUAAUGACAAAUUUAGAGCACAGCUGAAAGUUUAUAAAAGCCUCGAGUCAAAUCAACAGAGGCAGACAUGUUUACUGUACACCACGGAAGGUUAGUGUGGAAGAGGGGGU
Messenger RNA from Haplochromis burtoni (Burton's mouthbrooder), 3465 nucleotides. RefSeq names its product protein lifeguard 3. The record is from RefSeq and is a predicted model, not a curated record. The coding region runs from base 251 to 1261 and encodes 336 amino acids. Gene Ontology annotation, cellular component: membrane; Golgi apparatus; endoplasmic reticulum. Lineage: Eukaryota; Metazoa; Chordata; Actinopteri; Cichliformes; Cichlidae. The transcript has 12 exons. Gene Ontology annotation, biological process: negative regulation of apoptotic signaling pathway.